Molecule: messenger RNA, 1034 nt
Organism: Monascus purpureus
Lineage: Eukaryota; Fungi; Ascomycota; Eurotiomycetes; Eurotiales; Aspergillaceae
Source: the annotation of a GenBank genome assembly
GGGAAAUGAGAAAGGCGUCCACUGAUUGAUUGAUUGCUUCCGGCUCCGUUUCCGUCCUCAAGUUCAUCAACAUCAUCAUCUUGUAUUCCAGAUAGGAUUGUAUCCGGCUAAAACGAUUAAGCAAGAGAAAAAACAAAAUGGCAUCAGACCAUACUACUACUACUAGUAGUAGUACCACCAUCCAACCCGCAGAGGCGAAGACACGUCUAAUCAAGCAUUUCGAGACACGCUCCAUUAACGACCAAAUAUCAGGCUGGUCCUCCCUCUGGGACACGAAUAGUAGUGAUCUCUGGGACAGGGGAAGGCCAUCGCCUGCCCUGGUUGAUAUCCUGGAGGAACAGGAACAGGAACGUCGUGACCUUUUCACUCCCUUUACUGCGGAUGGGAGAAGGAAGAAGGUUCUUGUUCCGGGCUGCGGAAAAGGCUACGAUGUCGUCAUGCUCGCCUUACACGGUUUUGACGCGUACGGGCUCGACGUCUCCGCGACAGGCGUCUCGGUAGCUAGGGAGUAUGCCAAGAGCGAACUUGAGCAUCCACACGCAUAUAACUUUGGAGACUCAUCACCCUUCUCUCCGGAGAAGAUCCAGAUCCAGGGAGGAAGAGGAAGAGGGCAAGUAACCAUCAUCCAGGGAGACUUUUUCAAAUCGGACUGGGAGUUUAAGGAGAAACAAAACGGGGUUAAGUUUGACCUUAUCUAUGACUAUACCUUCCUCUGCGCCCUCCACCCCAAAAUGCGCCAACAAUGGGCAUUCCGUAUGGCCGAUCUUCUAACCCCAACUGGUCUCUUGGUUUGUCUUGAGUUUCCCCUGUGGAAGGAUCUGAAGCUGCCCGGUCCGCCGUGGGGACUGAACGGGGUGCAUUGGAAUCUGCUUGCGGAGGGAGGUGAUGGCAUAUUUUACGAUGAUGGUUAUGGUUUUAGGGGUGGAGAGGGAGAAGGAAAGGGAGCUUUUACGAGGAAGCUUUAUGUGAAGCCUGUGCGGUCGUAUGAGCAGGGGAGGGGGACGGAUAUGUUGAGUGUUUAUGUUAAGAAAUGA